AGAGUGCUAAAUUUAUCUUCAGAGGAGCGACCGCGCCAGCUGCGAAUCGGAUCUUUAUGGAGGUGGCAUAGGCGAGAUCCCUGAGCCGAGAGCAUCACCCUGUCCCCAAAUCCUUCUUUCCUCUGUUUUGUUUUUCAUUCCCCCUUCCCCCACCCCCCUCCAGUCCGCGACGACUGGCUCUUGACCCCGUUCAGGCCUCGGUGAAGGUGAGGACCAGAGUCGCCCCGGCGGCUGAGUGGCGCGCUCUGAAAUGGCCGCUGCCGGAGCUGUUUAAAAUGGCGGCCGCAGGCUCGGCCGGGAGCGCGGCCCUGCCCUGCAGCCGGGCCGCUGCGGAGCCCGCUCUCCCCGUCACCGAUGGAGAUGGAGGAGAAAGAUAGGAUUGGGUGCCGAGACGAGUUCAUGGGGUAGUGAGGUGAGGCGACGGCCCGGGGACGCGAGAGAAGCGUUGUGGAGGCGAGGGUGGCCGCCGACGGGAGUGAGCCCCGACUGCGGCGCUUUGGGGGCAGCGCGCCCCUGUGCCCAGGAGCUGAGGGACAGCGGGCCCGGGCCGCACAUCGAGGGGACCGUUGGAGAAAGCAUAGCCGUGUUGGCAGCGAUGCCCGUGCCCACCUCCUGCCUGGGCUGUCUGACCGGACUGCACUGCCACCCAGCCCUCCUGCCCUCGAGGGUAUUGUUCAAAGCUGGAACCACCCGAGGGCGGGGGUGGAUGCCUUGUGUCACCUGUCAAUUUAAGUGGAAGCAGAGACGAGAUGAGGGUCCCACUUCCCCCAGCCGUUUUCGGGGAGUGGAACGGAAACUUUACUCUCUAGGGACUCCAGACUCUUUGUCCUCGAGAGAUCCGAGGACGCCCCUCUAAAAGAGGUGGGGACGAGGCCCUGCUUCCUACUCCGUUGUGUCCUCCUCUGGCAGCAAAGGAGAGGGGUCCUAAUCUCUUAGGUCAACCGGCAGCUCCAGGAAGUUCUCUGUGGCUCAAUCCAAAUCGAGAUUGUGGAAGGAGAAUCUACUGCUCUUUUGCUCCCAAUAAUGGUGAAGUAGGGCUGUCUGCUGAUGCCAGUGGUAACCCACCGUAAUCCAUUUCUCUCUGCACCGCCCAACUCCUCCCGGAUAUUUAGUGCUUGGGAAAUUAAGAGUGUUAAGGAACACACCAGUGAUAGCUUGGCACGUGGGCUAUGCAGUCGAACAUUUGGGGUUCUGUUCUUAGUUCUUCCCUUAGAAGAUGUAACUUAGCAGGUGACAUAACCUCUUUGUGUCUAUCUGUUGGUCUCUAAAGUGGGGUUAUUGAUAGUCCCGGACUCUCAGGUUUGUUUUGAGGAUUAAAUGAGAUAAUCUAUGAAGAAUUCAGCAGUCACUGGCACAUAGUAAACCAUGCUCACUCCGUAAACAUUAGUAACCUGAGGAGAUGGAAAUAGUUCUAGCAAAAAGACAUGUUUCGUGUAACGCUGGCAUGUAUAAUUCCAUUUUAGAAUACUUUCACUGCUUAGUUUUAGCGAUACUAAGAUGUGACUGUACUUUGAACAGUUAGGUUUAGUAUUUCUAUGAAGUCAGUGGGGGAGGGAGCGUCUCAAAUCAAUGAAAUUACCAGUGUAUUAGACAAGGGGAAAUUGUAGCAUUUUUACUAUGCUACGCAUCUUCUAUUUCAGUCCAAGAUGUGCAUUACUGUGAAGAAUCAUGUGCACUGCCUGGAUCUAAAAUAAAUUGUCAUGAAAGGUCAUCUUAGAGGUUUGUAGUUCUGCUUUUGCAGUGUCUAAUUUUACUUUUUCUCAUUCUAGGCUUUUGGUUACUCCCCUUCCACCCCAUCCCUUAAUUUUAUUCUUUUGAAGAGUCUGCAUCUCAAGCUGCUAAGGUGGAGAAUGUGAUUGCAGAAGGGAGCACUCCUCGUUUCAGGUAUCUUACCCACCAGCUGUUGAUGGGAAAACCGUUUUGAUUCAAGAUCUAACAUGAAAAUACAAACCUUACUCUGUAGCCAAAUCAAAGUUUAAAUUGAAAGUAGAUAUGUAUGGACAGACACUAAAUGUGUAUGCCUUAACUUAUAAACCUAUUAGUAGCCUUUAGAGGUCCUAAAAUUUGCAUUACCUUUCCUUUUAAUUAGACUUUUUUGUUUUUGUAUGAGGAAUAAACCUAUUAAAAUGAGAAUGUAUGUUCUCUUUAGGUUCUAGUUAAGCCUUCGCCUAUACUGUAAUGGGAUGCAGAAUAAACAGUAAAAUAUAUAUUACUUUGAAUGAGUCUUAAUUUGGAUAAUAUGAAUAUUUAUGUACUUUUAACUCCAGAGAAAUAGUAGCAAACUUUUGAUCUACAGUUUAUUUUCAAUGAUAAUAUGUAGUAUUUAAGAUACAACCGAAUUCCGUGUCUUGCAAAACUUUGAGCUGUGUUUGUUUUUAGUAUGGCUCAUCAAAAUAGUUGCUAGCUCUGAAAGGAGCCUUGACAUGUGUAAUAGUAUCAACAAUGAAUGUAUCUAAUGGCAGUAGGCGUUAGAAAGCUAAGAGAUUUCCAAGAUACUAUAUACCAUGAGUAGGGGUUGGUAAUUAUGGCCCGUAUUGUUUUUGUAGAUAGAGGUUUAUUGGAACACAGCUGUGUCCAUUCUUUUACGUAUUAUCUAUGGCUGCUGCCACACUACAACUACAGAGUUGAGCAGUUGCAAUAGACUGUGUGGCCCUUUACAGAAAAAGUUUGCCAACCCCUGCCAUAGGACGUACUCCUCAAGGUCCCUUUCUUGAAAAUACAACUUACCAGUUCUUCAUUAUUUCUUAGCCUAAUGGUUCCCAAAUUGUGUUUUAUAGAAUAUUAAUAUUCUCUUAAGUUAAUGUGUUCUGAGAAAAAGAUCAAUGCUAACAAUUUUUCUUUAUAGUUUAUUUUAAAAUAUAAGUUUAAGACUACUAAACUCAUUUCUAUAGCUUUUAUUUUUAUGUGAUAAUCUACCUUUAAGAAAAGGUGUGCCAUACCUGAGAACACCAGGAAGUCGCAUGAGAGAUCACCUGAUAGACGAACGUGUGAUGUUCCAUCUGCGCAUUGAUGCUUAGGCAGCAUUUACAAAUUAACUGAUGUGUUGCUAUGUAUCAUCUCUUUGAUGAUUGCUCAUCUUCUAUGUAUCCUGUCUUAAAAUUUCAAUACAUUUGUGAUACUCAAUGUUUAUUCUAAAUUAACCAUGUUUUGUACUACAAAUACAUUGCCUAUGGAUCUGUUGCUGAAGCAAGGAAGUCUUAAACAAGAAGUAGAAUCUUUUUGUUAUCAAAUUGUGUCUGAAUCAAAUGAUCAAAAGGUUGGAAUAUUACAAGAUGAAGAUGAACAAUUGCAGCCUUCAGUUUCUAAAAAAUCAGAAGGUGAGCUUUCCAGGGUCAAAUUUAUGUCCAGUUCCAACAAAAUAACAUUUAGUAAGAAACCAAAAAGAAGAAAAUAUGAUGAAAGUUAUUUGUCUUUUGGAUUUACUUACUUUGGAAAUAGAGAUGCACCUCACGCUCAGUGUGUGUUAUGUAAGAAAAUUUUAUCAAAUAGCUCUUUGGCCCCUAGUAAGCUUCGAAGACAUUUGGAAACUAAACAUGCUGCAUAUAAAGACAAAGACAUCAGCUUUUUUAAGCAACAUCUUGAUUCACCUGAAAAUAAUAAACCCCCAACACCUAAAAUUGUCAAUACAGAUAAUGAAAGUGCUACAGAGGCAUCGUACAAUGUAAGUUACCAUAUAGCCCUGAGUGGAGAGGCUCAUACUAUUGGAGAAUUGCUUAUCAAGCCUUGUGCAAAGGAUGUCGUGAUGCGGAUGUUUGAUGAACAAUACAGUAAAAAAAUAGAUGCAGUACAACUAUCGAACAGUACCGUUGCACGCCGUAUUAAGGAUCUAGCUGCUGACAUUGAAGAAGAGCUUGUUUGUAGACUGAAAAUUUGUGAUGGUUUUUCACUGCAACUAGAUGAAUCAGCUGAUGUUUCAGGACUUGCUGUGCUGCUUGUGUUUGUUCGUUACAGGUUUAAUAAGUCUAUUGAGGAAGACCUACUCUUAUGUGAAUCUUUGCAAAGUAAUGCUACUGGGGAAGAAAUUUUCAACUGCAUCAAUGGUUUUAUGCAGAGACAUGAAAUUGAAUGGGAAAAAUGUGUUGAUGUUUGUAGUGAUGCUUCUAGGGCAAUGGAUGGGAAAAUUGCUGAGGCUGUCACCUUCAUAAAAUAUGUGGCUCCCGAAAGCACCAGUAGUCACUGCCUAUUGUAUAGACAUGCACUAGCAGUUAAAAUAAUGCCUACAACUCUGAAAAAUGUGCUAGAUCAGGCAGUACAAAUCAUCAAUUAUAUUAAAGCUCGGCCACAUCAGUCCAGACUACUAAAAAUUUUAUGUGAAGAAAUGGGUGCCCAGCACACAGCACUUCUUCUGAAUACAGAGGUGAGGUGGCUUUCCCGAGGUAAAGUUCUUGUAAGACUCUUUGAGCUUCGUCGUGAACUAUUGGUUUUCAUGGAUUCUGCUUUUCGACUAUCUGAUUGUUUAACAAAUUCAUCGUGGCUGCUAAGACUUGCAUAUCUUGCAGAUAUUUUUACUAAAUUAAAUGAGGUUAAUCUGUCAAUGCAAGGAAAAAAUGUGACAGUUUUUACAGUAUUUGAUAAAAUGUCAUCAUUAUUAAGAAAAUUGGAAUUUUGGGCUUCGUCUGUAGAAGAAGAAAAUUUUGAUUGUUUUCCUACCCUCAGUGACUUUUUGACUGAAAUUAAUUCUACAGUUGAUAAAGAUAUUUGCAGUGCCAUUGUGCAGCACCUAAGGGGUUUGCGCUCUACUCUCUUAAAAUAUUUUCCUGUAACAAAUGACAAUAAUGCUUGGGUUAGAAAUCCAUUUACAGUAACUGUUAAGCCAGCCUCAUUAGUAGCACGGGACUAUGAGAGCCUGAUUGAUUUAACGUCUGAUUCUCAAGUGAAACAAAAUUUCAGUGAACUUUCACUAAAUGAUUUUUGGAGUAGCCUAAUUCAAGAGUACCCAAGCAUUGCAAGGCGUGCAGUUCGUGUACUUCUUCCUUUUGCUACAAUGCACCUAUGUGAAACAGGGUUUUCAUAUUAUGCUGCAACAAAAACGAAAUAUAGGAAAAGACUUGAUGCUGCACCUCAUAUGCGGAUCCGACUUAGCAACAUUACACCUAAUAUUAAGCGGAUAUGUGAUAAAAAGACACAAAAACACUGUUCUCAUUAAAACUGGAGGGUUUUGCAUGUCUCAAUAACCAAAUAUAAGACGAAAAUAAACAAUGAUUUACUCCA
Equus quagga is the source of this 5211-nucleotide messenger RNA. RefSeq names its product zinc finger BED-type containing 5 (gene ZBED5). Gene Ontology annotation, molecular function: DNA binding. The transcript has a single exon. NCBI's taxonomy places the organism in Eukaryota, Metazoa, Chordata, Mammalia, Perissodactyla, Equidae. The record is from RefSeq and is a predicted model, not a curated record. The coding region runs from base 3143 to 5146 and encodes 667 amino acids.